This is a messenger RNA of Cyprinus carpio (common carp), 2453 nucleotides long. RefSeq lists its product as uncharacterized. Gene Ontology annotation, molecular function: protein binding. Gene Ontology annotation, cellular component: extracellular matrix. Lineage: Eukaryota; Metazoa; Chordata; Actinopteri; Cypriniformes; Cyprinidae. The record is from RefSeq and is a predicted model, not a curated record.
UCCCACUUACUGAUGUGAGCCGCACUCAUACACACUCUGGACUUUUCAAGCUGUGAACAACUGCCAGCUCCUCUUGUUUCUUUCAUUUUUUGUUGUUUCGCUCACUCUGUCUUGAGAGCUUGAGAGGAGUAAUCAUGAGGAACCAUAGAUGAGGACUACUGGAAGCAAUUCCAGGUGAAUUUAACCAAUUUCCUGGUGGAUUCAUCAUGAUGGAGAAGGAAGCCAUUUAUUUGGCCUAGACCAGUGGAUGCCCCGUUUGCUCAGAAACUGUUACAACAGGGUUUGGUGGACAAUGCAGACCAGGUUGAACAUUAUAAUUUCCUCAGGUCUCUUAGUGACUCUUCUGAGCCUUUGUGGAGCAUCUACAAGUUGUCCAUCAGGCUGUUCCUGCAAUGUCAACCACACAGACUGCAGUGACCUUAACCAACUGGCUUCCUUGGACUCCAUCCUGGACCAGCUUCCUUUUGACACAAGCUACCUCAACCUCUCAAAUAACAACUCCACCAUUGUGGAACCUGGGAGUUUUUCCAAUUUUAGUGGCCUGCUACAUCUAGACCUCUCCAGAAACCUUCUCUCCAGCAUCAACCCUGGGUGUUUUUCCAAUCUCAGCAGACUGCUUCAUCUAGACCUCUCCAGAAACCUUAUCUCCAGCCUUUUCCCUUCAAGCUUCUCCCACUUGAAUAACCUGGAAGUCCUGGAUCUCUCUGAAAACCUCCUUGUGAGGCUCCCCGUUAACUUGUUCUCUGACCUCGGCAGCCUAACAGAACUGGCUCUAAGAGACAACAGGCUUAAGGAACUGAAUCCAGAUCAGUUCAAAGGCCUGACUGAGCUUAGGCGUCUAGAUCUUUCCUUGAACAGUCUCAGCUCUGUGCCCACACACCUAUUAGAUGGGCUCCAGAACCUAGUGUGGCUCUCGCUUAUGGGUAACAGGCUGAGAACUCUGCAGCAGACUUCACUUGAGCAAGCAACUGCUCUACAGCACCUUUUGCUUGAGGGAAACCCAUGGAAUUGCAACUGCAAUUUAAUUCCACUCAAGCAUUGGCUGGAAUGGAUUAUUUAUACAGGUGGCAAUGUAGAUUCUGUCAACUGCUCCUUUCCUGCUAAUUUGCAUGGUAAGGAUCUUCGCAGUAUCCCUAUGGAGAUGUUUAGACACUGUUACCCCCUCUAUCUCGAGACCAGGAGCCCGUCUGCUGCUGAGGGCCACCAGGUACCAGCCGGGUCGGCCGGAGACUGCAUGCGCCAGCGCUACCGGUCUGUGAGCGUGCGUCGAGCGACUGCCACAGUGGUGGUAGCUGGGGUGGUGUGUGGCAUGGUGUGUGUGAUGAUGGUGAUAGCAGCCACCUACGGCUGCAUCUACGCAAUUCUGAUGGCUCACGAACAGCAGCAGUUGACAGAGGGAAACAGCCAGCAGCAACAGCCGCUGAUGGUGGCUAAGGAACCAGAGCAGGAUGAAAAGGAGGAUCUGAUGUCAACUAUCGGAAAGGGAGCAGUAGCCACAGAGUGUGUAGGGUGGAUGGCGUUUCCUCCAGAAGUGUGUGUUUAAGGCACAUGAGGAACCUACUGGAAGCUACAGUUUAUCAUUGAUGAACAUAUAUUUAUAAAUGUAUGUUUGGGAGCAAGAGAUGGAGAGCAAAUGACCCAACAUAGAUCAGGAGCAAUUACGGCUCAUACAAACUGGUUCAAAAAGACUCAAAAAGCCAAAUAUAAUAAACUGUUAGCUGUUAAGUAGGUUUAAGAAUAUACUGAAUAUGAUUUCAUGUAAACUUCUAUAUUUUCCUAUGAAUUCUCCUAAGAAACCAGCUCUGUGUUUCUUGUAGUUGCAAUCAAUCAGUUGUUAAUUAGCAUAUUAAAUAGUACACUUUUCUAAAAUUGAAAAACAGAAUAAUAUUUUAAAUAUAUAUGUAUGUUCAAUAUUUAAGUAACGUAUGUCUACAUUAGGGAUUAUUAUUUUCAUGUUAUUAAAAUUCUAUAUUAUUUGGUCAAAAUAAAAGAAAAAUAAUACACUAACAACUAAAAUCAAUCAUUUUAAAUGCAACAAGACAUUUAUAAUGCACAGAAUGAAAAAUGGAUAUUUAUUUUCAUAUGUGCAAAAGAUUAUAUUUAACAGUGUUAUUAAUUAGCUUAUUCAAACACAAAAGACUAACUGUGAGCAUUAGAUGGUGACAAAGGUAUUAUAAAUGUAUAAAUAGGGGAAAUGAGCAUGAACAAUUAAAUAUUUAAUAUCAGCCCAAAAAAUUCUAAUAUGGUCUCAGAAUUUUGGACACCACUUCAUUUUGUAUAAUUAGUAAUGUGCUGAAUGAUCACAAAAUGGUAUGUUGAAUGUAAGAUCAGAUUUCAGCAGACAAUGGCAGACAGAUAUCUUACCUCCAGCAACAGCUGUUCUCUUCCCCUCAGUAACAGUCACAGAUGUUAUCGCCACAAAAGUGUUCUUGCCUGUUGGACAGAGGUCAGAG